Messenger RNA from Aphidius gifuensis, 704 nucleotides. RefSeq names its product dynactin subunit 6 (gene DCTN6-p27). Gene Ontology annotation, biological process: mitotic spindle organization. NCBI's taxonomy places the organism in Eukaryota, Metazoa, Arthropoda, Insecta, Hymenoptera, Braconidae. Gene Ontology annotation, molecular function: dynein complex binding. The record is from RefSeq and is a predicted model, not a curated record. The transcript has 5 exons. Bases 120 to 704 code for a protein of 194 amino acids. Gene Ontology annotation, cellular component: dynactin complex.
AUAUUAUUGUUAUUUUUGCGAGUGAGAGAGAGAGAGAAAAGUUACAAUAAUGACAACACCAUAUGUAAACACACACGAUUAUUAAAUAAUUGAAAUAAUAUAAUUAUCAAAUAUUUAAAAUGUCAGAUUCUAUGUCUGGACCACUUGCUCGACGUUCAGCAAUUAAAAUUGCUACUGGCGCAGUGGUUUGUGAUGAGAGUAUUCUCAGAGGGGAUAUUACAAUUGGACCAAGAACAGUGGUACAUCCUCGAGCAACAAUAAUUGCUGAAGCUGGACCGAUUGUCAUUGGAGAAGGUAACAUAAUUGAAGAAAUGGCAUCAAUUAUUAACAAAAUGCCUGAUAAUGCAACAAACUCUGAGACAAUUCAUACUCAAAUAAUUGGUAAUUUUAAUGUAUUCGAAACUGAUUCAAUAUGUGAAGCUGUCAAAGUUGGCGAUAACAAUGUAUUAGAAGCAAAAGCUAAAGUUGGUCGAGGAAUUGAACUAACAAAUGGAUGUGUUAUUGGACCAUCAUGCUCAUUAUUAGAGCCAGAAAUUGUUACUGAAAAUACAAUUGUUUAUGGUACUCAAUGUCAUCGUCGUGAAAUGAAUGAUAAACCUUAUCCACAAGUUGGACAGUUGGAAUUUUUAAUAAGAGUUUUACCAAAUUAUCAUCAUUUAAGAAAACCAAAUAUAAAAACAACUAAAGACGAACCAAUGUUAUAA